AUGGGAAGACGAGGGCUAUUGCUUCGAACUACCUCUGAACAGCCAUGGAUGGUGCGUGGGGGAGGGCUUGGGGGAAAGGUCGGGCUGGCAGGGAUAGGAGAGGAAGAUCAUCGAGAAGGGGGUAUUGGAGAUGAUGGGGAGGAUGGAGAGGAUGGGCAUGGGGAAUUCAGGUAUGGGGAGGAUGGGUAUGGGGAAUUCAGGCAUGGGGAGGAUGGGAGGGAUGGGGAAGAUGGGAGGGAUGGGGAAGAUGGGAGGGAUGGGGAAGAUGGGAGGGAUGGGGAAGAUGGGAGGGAUGGGGAAGAUGGGAGGGAUGGGUCAGGCAGUGUGGGAGGCGUUACAAAGCAAGGGAAUCGAAGAAGGUGGAAGGGCUUGUGGAGGGCUCUGGGCCUGAUUCGAGGAGGGGAAAGAGGAGGGGAAGGGCAAGAAAAGGCGCAGGGAAGAAGUGCAAGGGAUGGGAGGGCAGGUGAUAAAGAGGAGGGGCGCAGCAGGAGAGUGCUGGGGGUUGGAGAUGAGCAGGGGAGCGCAGUUGGAAGAAACUGUGGUGCGGACAGGCAAGUUCCAUCAGACUCAGAUCCCAUGCAGUGCAUGAGCAGUAUUGCUGUCACCGGUGGGGGCAGGGAGCAGCAGAUGGCAGCAGCAGAGGUGCGGAGCAUUAGUCUAGACGUGCUCGUGAGUGAUGACAGUGCAGAGCAGCAGGCAGGUGCUGCGGCUGGUGAAGCAGCAGGAGAAGCAGCAGAGAAAGCAGCAGGGGAGGCAGCAGGGGAGGCAGCAGGGGAGCCAGCAGGGUAG
Messenger RNA from Closterium sp. Yama58-4, 789 nucleotides. The record is from the annotation of a GenBank genome assembly. NCBI's taxonomy places the organism in Eukaryota, Viridiplantae, Streptophyta, Zygnematophyceae, Desmidiales, Closteriaceae.